This is a messenger RNA of Saimiri boliviensis boliviensis (Bolivian squirrel monkey), 2324 nucleotides long. It is a transcript of the gene C14H1orf116, whose product is annotated as chromosome 14 C1orf116 homolog. Gene Ontology annotation, cellular component: cytoplasm. The record is from RefSeq and is a predicted model, not a curated record. Lineage: Eukaryota; Metazoa; Chordata; Mammalia; Primates; Cebidae.
GGAAUGAGAGGUAGGGAGGGAGGCUAGGAUUGGCCGAGUCAGUGGCAGGGUGGGGAACGGUCAGGACAGAGGAAGCAUUUACCUGUCUAGGUAAGUCAGGAGGAGGUCAAAAGGAGAAGAAAACAGUAGGAGGCAACGAAGCAGCCUCUGUCUCUGCCCUUUGAAAUAAAAGGAUAUUUCUUAUCCUCUCUUCAGUCCCCAACCCAGUGGAGGCCCGGCUUGGGACAUUGUUCACUUCCCCUCACUUCCCCUCUGGGAGCCCCCUUUGCCAUCCCUGCGCCUUGUUUCAGGCGAUGCCCGAGAGGGAGCUGUGGCCAGCGGGGACUGGCUCAGAACCCGUGACCCGUGUCGGCAGCUGUGACAGCAUGAUGAGCAGCACCUCCACCCGCUCUGGAUCUAGUGAUAGCAGCUACGACUUCCUGUCCGCUGAAGAGAAGGAGUGUCUGCUCUUCCUGGAGGAGACUAUUGGCUCACUGGACACAGAGGCUGACAGCGGGCUGUCCACGGAGGAGUCUGAGCCAGCCACAGCUCCCAGAGGUUUCCAAGCACUGCCCAUAACCCAGCCCGCUCCCCAGGGAGGUCCAGAGGAGAUCAUCACUCAGCAAGGACCAGCGCCAAAGACAGUGACAGAGUCCAUCUCAUCCCAUCCUCCCGAGCCGCAGGGCCUGGGCCUCAGAUCUGGCUCCUAUAGCCUCCCCAGGAAUAUCCACAUUGCCAGAAGCCAGAACUUCAGGAAAAGCACCACCCAGGCUAACAGACGCACCCCUGGAGAACCCGUGAGGCUUGUGCCAGAGCUUGAGAAAGAGCAGGUCAGCCAGAGCAGCGAACCCAGCCAGGCACCUGCCAGCCCCCGGGAGGCUGCCCUUGACUUGGACGUGGUGCUCAUCCCCCCACCAGAAGCUUUCCGGGACACCCAGCCAGAGCAGUGUCGGGAAGCCAGCCUGCCCGAGGGGCCAGGACAGCAGGGCCACACACCCCAGCUCCACACACCAUCCAGCUCCCAGGAGAGAGAGCAGACUGCUUCAAAGGCCAUGUCCCAAAAAGCCAAGGAAACAGGCUCAACCGGGUGCACACAACAACCCCGGCCUCCUCCUGCAGUGUUGCCUCAGAAUGUAAGAGCUGAAGAUGCUCCCCUCCCAUCAGGGGAGGACCCAAACACCCGACUGGCUCCCCUCACAGCCCCUAAGCCCCGGAAGCUGCCACCUAAUAUUGUUCUGAAGAGCAGCCGAAGCAGUUUCCACAGUGAUCCCCAGCACUGGCUAUCCCGCCACACUGAGGCUGCCCCUGGAGAUUCUGGCCUGGUCUCCUCCUCCUCUUCACUGCAAGAGCAGAGGAAAGCACGUAGAGAAGCCCUGGAGAAGCUGGGGCUUCCCCAGGACCAAGAUGAGCCUGGACACCACUUAAGUAAGCCCACCAGCUCCAUUAGACUCAAGGAGACACGUGCCCAGCGUCCAUCCCCAGCACCAGCGCAGGCCGCAGCGGCUAUUCCUGCUGCAGGGAAGCCUCUGGCUCGAGCUCCGGCUCCAGCUCCAGCUCAGGGACCUUUGCCAGUGAAGUCUCCAGCUCCAGGCAAUGUUGCAGCUACCAAAUCCGUGCCAAUUCCUAUCCCUAAGGCCCCAAGGGCAAAUAGUCCCCUGACUCCACCAAAGCCUGACUCUGGGCUGACUCUCCAGGAGAGCAACAUCCCUGGCCUGAGACAGAUGAACUUCAAGUCCAACACUCUGGAACGCUCAGGCGUGGGGCUGAGCAGCUACCUCUCAGCUGAGAAAGACACCAGCCCCAAAACCAGCACUUCUCUGGGAAAGGGCUCUGUCUUGGACAAGAUCUCUCCCAGCAUCUUGCGUAAUUCUCGGCCCCGCCCGGCCUCCUUGGGCACAGGGAAAGACUUUGCAGGUAUCCAGGUAGGCAAGCUGGCUGACCUGGAGCAGGAGCAGAGCUCCAAGCACCUGUCCUACCAAGGACAGAGCCGUGACAAGCUUCCUCGGCCCCCCUGUGUCAGUGUCAAGAUCUCCCCAAAGGGUGUCCCCAGUGAACACAGAAGGGAGGCCCUGAAGAAGCUGGGACUGUUGAAAGAGUAGACUCUGCCACCAGCACUGCCAGCACUGCCCCUGACCUGGCUGAACAAGAAGAGACGUAGGCUCCACAUGGGAGCCUUUGCCAUCGCAUAAUUCAGGGCUUGGGCAGGGUAGGGUUCUCUCAGAUGCUCUCUGCUCGAGAUGAACAGGAGGGAGAGAUUUGAAUCCUAGCAUACAUUUAUAUUCAGAGUGUUGUGCCAUUGAGUGCCCACAUGGAUCAUUCCGAAGGUGAUCUUCACAAGAGGGUGU